AUGACGAAUGCUCUAAGGCCUGGAGGUUUUCGAAGUGUACCUGAACAUCAUGCGGCACUCUUAGGUACCAUUCUCAUCACCAAUGGCAUAAUUUCUUUUACCGUUGGAGUCCUGGAUCUGUCUUUGUAUACUAUCUAUGCGUAUAACUACAUUUAUGUUGGUGCCCCAAUUUGGAGUGGAAUUAUUUACUUCAUUGCUGGCAUCCUUUCGGCCUGUAGCAGAAAAACAAAAGAUAUCCAUCUUGUUAAUGCAUCCUUUGCAUUUUCGCUAUUGACCACCAUUUGCGCCUUGGUUUCCACCGUUUUAUUAACCCUUGGUCGAGCCCAAGAUAUCCACUACAACAAUUAUCCUUUAGCCAUGGUUGGUAUUGCAGUCUCUGUCCUCUCAUUUAUCUUUGGCUUAUGCGGAGCUGUUGUUGCUAGUUAUGGCAUGGAUUGUGAUUGCUGUGAUUCCUCACAAAUUCCUAACGGUCAAUAUGUCUACUUUGAUAAUGAAGCCAGUCAAUUUGGCCAGUCUUCUAGCCAUGCACAAAGAAUGCAACCACCCCAAUCAAUGCAAUCACCGCAGCAGAUACAGCAGACACGGCCGAUGCAACCAAUGCAAUCACCGCAGCAGAUACAGCAGACACGGCCGAUGCAACCAAUGCAACCAAUGCAAUCAAUGCAACCAAUGCAAACUGGAUCAACUACGCAAACAGGACUAGUACAACAUCAAAAUGAACCUGCUAUGGCAGCUAAUUCACUACCUAUCUCUCAGAAUGAUGACUCUCAACCUCAGAUAUCGUAAAGAAUUCAUUCUUUUAAGUGUGAAUGACUUCUAGUAGAAUGUAGAAAUAGAGCUAUUGGACUACUGGAGUGAUUAAUUGAUAAUUUUAUGUCGACGAAUAACAGUUCUAUAGUUGUAGAUGAAAUGAACGAUGUUUCAAGGUUAGGUACUAGCUCUGUUUGGCCACAUAGGAUGCGGUUGGUAGUACUCUCACUAAGUUAUCCAUCAUGGCAUUAUAAGAAAAGUUGAGUACAAUUUUUAAGCUUUUUCAUGAAUUAUCCUAAUCUACUGUAUCCGUGUUUUUUUG
Molecule: messenger RNA, 1072 nt
Organism: Trichoplax adhaerens
Lineage: Eukaryota; Metazoa; Placozoa; Uniplacotomia; Trichoplacea; Trichoplacidae
Exons: 5
Coding region: 1-786 (261 amino acids)
Cellular component (GO): membrane
Source: RefSeq, a predicted model, not a curated record